Molecule: messenger RNA, 321 nt
Organism: Saccharomycopsis crataegensis
Lineage: Eukaryota; Fungi; Ascomycota; Saccharomycetes; Ascoideales; Saccharomycopsidaceae
Product: ribosomal 60S subunit protein L42B
Exons: 2
Coding region: 1-321 (106 amino acids)
Biological process (GO): translation
Cellular component (GO): ribosome; cytosolic large ribosomal subunit
Molecular function (GO): structural constituent of ribosome
Source: RefSeq, a predicted model, not a curated record
AUGGUUAACGUUCCAAAGACCAGAAAGACCUAUUGUAAAGGUAAAGAGUGCAGAAAGCACACUCAACACAAGGUUACCCAAUACAAGGCUGGUAAGGCUUCCUUGUUUGCCCAAGGUAAGAGACGUUAUGACCGUAAACAAUCCGGUUAUGGUGGUCAAACCAAGCAAAUUUUCCACAAGAAGGCUAAGACUACCAAGAAGGUUGUCUUGCGUUUGGAAUGUGUUAAGUGCAAGUACAAGGCUCAAUUGCCAUUGAAGAGAUGUAAGCACUUUGAAUUGGGUGGUGACAAGAAACAAAAGGGUGCCGCUUUGCAAUUCUAA